Xenopus laevis (African clawed frog) is the source of this 3600-nucleotide messenger RNA. It is a transcript of the gene man1a2.L, whose product is annotated as mannosidase, alpha, class 1A, member 2 L homeolog. Gene Ontology annotation, cellular component: membrane; endomembrane system; endoplasmic reticulum. The record is from RefSeq and is marked provisional. Gene Ontology annotation, molecular function: mannosyl-oligosaccharide 1,2-alpha-mannosidase activity; calcium ion binding. Gene Ontology annotation, biological process: carbohydrate metabolic process. NCBI's taxonomy places the organism in Eukaryota, Metazoa, Chordata, Amphibia, Anura, Pipidae.
UGGUUCCGGAAGCCUGGCGUCUCCAUGGCAGCCCCUCCUCGCCCCUCCCACCCGGCCAAGAUGGCGUUGGUAAGUAUUACGGUGUGAGGCAGAGGCGGAGCUGCGGUGACAGGGAGCUAGCGGGGAGGAUCAGCCGGCAGUGUCUCAGCUCAGAUCACCGGGCCCUGAGGCCUCACGGGACUCUCCUCACGUCUCUCACUAUUGCCCCUGGGGUCGGUGACUCCAGCACAUGACAAUUACCCCAGGAACUCCUGCUCUACAAUUGCCCAGCCAGGUAGCUGGAGCUUAACGAGCUGGAAUUGAGUGGAUCUGUCCCGCUGGUCCCUGGCAGAAUGGAAUAAGUGGGCAGAGUGGGAGAUACCCCAGAGAGGAACCUACUGUAGAUUCUAUUGCAACUAGUCCAACUAGAAGGAGAUCUCAAUGCAUUGUACAUUCGGGAUAACAUGAUACCUGCUCUGUAUUAGGAGUGACGGCUCUUUAACACCUGCCAUGACCACCCCAGCCCUUCUCCCACUCACAGGGCGCCGGAUCCCAGCCCUGAACCUCGGAACUUCAUCCUUUCCCCACCAUCGGGCCACCCUGAGACUCUCCGAGAAAUUCAUUCUGCUUCUCAUCCUCAGUGCCUUUAUCACCCUGUGUUUCGGGGCUUUCUUUUUUCUCCCCGACUCCUCCAAGCACAAACGCUUUGACCUGGGCCUGGAGGAUGUGCUUAUCCCCCAUAUCGAGUCUGAUAAAGGAGGCAAGAACUCUGGGAGUCUUCUCAUCCACGGACAAGGCCACGACGGGCACCGACACAGGGAGGAGGAGGAGCAGCUGAGAAACAAGAUCCGUGCCGACCAUGAGCGGGCGCUAGAGGAGGCCAAAGAGAAGCUGAAGAAGUCGCGGGAUGAGAUCCGAGCCGAGAUUCAGACGGAGAAGAGUAAGCUGGUCGAAGAGCUAAAGAAAAAGGAUAACCCACCCCUUCCACUUGCCCCCGUCCCCAACCUCCCAGAGAUAAAGAAUGGGGAUCCCGGGGACCCCGACAUCAGAGAGAAACGGGACAAAAUUAAAGAGAUGAUGAAACAUGCCUGGGACAAUUACAAACAGUAUGGCUGGGGCCACAAUGAGCUCAAACCCAUUGCCAGGAAGGGCCACUCCACAAACAUAUUUGGAAAUUCUCAGAUGGGAGCCACAAUUGUGGAUGCCCUGGACACCCUGUACAUUAUGGGGCUCCUGGAUGAGUUCAGGGAUGGACAGGAGUGGGUGCAAAAUAACCUGGACUUUGGUGUGAAUGCCGAGGUGUCUGUGUUUGAGGUGAACAUCCGUUUCAUUGGUGGUUUGCUGGCAGCGUUCUACCUGUCUGGGCAAGAGGUUUUUAAGAACAAGGCAGUUCUGCUGGCAGAGAAGCUUCUCCCUGCGUUCAACACCCCAACUGGAAUUCCGUGGGCUAUGGUGAACCUCAAAACCGGUGUUGGCAGGAACUGGGGCUGGGCAUCGGCAGGGAGCAGUAUCCUGGCAGAGUUUGGCACCCUACACCUGGAGUUUGUGCAUCUUAGUUACCUGACGGGGAACCCUGUUUAUUAUAACAAGGUUAUGCACAUUCGGAAACUCCUGCAGAAGAUGGAUCGGCCCAAUGGACUUUUCCCCAAUUACUUGAAUCCCAGGACGGGGCGCUGGGGGCAGCACCACACGUCGGUGGGAGGUUUGGGUGACAGUUUCUACGAAUACCUGCUGAAGGCUUGGCUGCUGUCAGACCGCACUGACCUGGAGGCGCGCCAUAUGUACGACAGCGCUAUUGACGCCAUAGAGAGACACCUGAUCCGCAAGUCUGGAGGGGGUCUGACGUUUAUCGGCGAGUGGAAGAACGGGCACCUGGAGAGGAAGAUGGGUCACCUGACGUGCUUUGCGGGGGGCAUGCUGGCGCUGGGUGCUGACGGCUCCCCUGGAGAAAAGGCCGGUCACUACCUACAGCUGGGGGCUGAGAUUGCCCACACGUGCCACGAGUCUUACGACCGGACGGUGCUAAAGUUGGGCCCCGAGGCCUUUAAGUUUGAUGGUGGAGCAGAGGCGGUGGCAGUGAGACAGAAUGAGAAGUAUUACAUCCUGAGGCCGGAGGUCAUUGAGACUUAUUGGUACAUGUGGCGCUUUACCCACGACCCAAAAUACCGGCAGUGGGGCUGGGAGGCUGCUCAGGCCAUUGAUAAGUACUGCAGGGUGAGUGGGGGAUUCUCUGGAAUCAAAGACGUGUAUUCCUCGUCUCCAACCUACGAUGAUGUUCAGCAGAGUUUCUUCCUGGCUGAGACCCUAAAGUACCUGUACCUCCUCUUCUCCAGUGACGACCUCCUGCCAUUGGAUAACUGGGUGUUCAACACGGAGGCCCACCCAUUACCAGUGAUCCAUUUGCUGAACACCACCCUGCCUGGUAACCAUGUGAUGCGAUAGGGACCGACCCCAGGCGGGGGCAAUAUAUUUGGGACCAUUUCAGGCCUAAAGGGGCUUAAACAAGACUCAGUGAUGAGAGUCAGACCCCCGGGGCCCAAUUCCAUUUCCUUUCAUGUAACUGCCCCCCCCCCGUCUGCUGGCGGAAUGACAUUGGGCACAAGCAGGGGGGGGGAUUUACUGACCAAACUGCCUGUUUGGGGGAAUAGCCUGGCAAGUCCAUACAGAAGAGGGGCCGGACUCAGGAACUGGAGCCAAAACAAGGAGCAUUGUAAUUUUUUUAAGCAACAUUUGGGCACCAGACUGAACUUAGUUCUUGGGGGGGAGGGGGAAGCAUCACUUUUUACCCCAACACAGUAACUGGCAGAGAAAUGGUUAAAACACAUUCAUUAUGUUACCCUCCGAUUAUCAAGCGCAUUGAGACCCCAAGGAAACUAACAAUGUGGCCCCUCCCCAUGGACACUGCACCCCACUUUCCUUUUAUUAUGUUUGUGGUUCCUGUUGGCAUGAGCUAAAUACUGAGCAGGGGGUUAAACAGACGAAGUCCAGGCCUAAUCCAACUUGCCCCUCGUUAUUCCUGGGGGGCUAAGCCUGACAGUAGCACAGGAUGUAAUACUCAGCAUUCUGAUUGGCUCCUGCAGCUGUUCUACCACAGAACAAAUAUAGUUAGGUUUCUGGGGUUCAGCCCAUGAGAUUGAACCCCAGUAACUAGUACUUAGGGGACCAGCCUGCUGUUGGGUUAAAGGGGAGGUUUACCCUUAGUUCUGACUUCCAUGAAGCUGGCUGGUUGCUGGGUUAAUGAAGCCCUAGCAACCAGAUUGCAUUGUAGUUCCCAAGCCUGAGAGCUGGAAAAGAGUAAAUUCAUUAGUAAAUGAAAUGCUCAUAGUGCUGGCUAGUCCUGCUCACACUAAAGGUGAGGUUUAGGCUGAACUUACCCUUUAAACAUAGGUAUAGACUGAUACAUGUCAGCAUUGCUCUGAUUGGCUGCAGGCUGGUUGAGCUGUAACAAGCUUUGGACAGUGCUAGCCAGUAAUGGUAAAUGGCAAAGCCCAGUGACUAGCGACAGUUUCAGCUGACAGUCAUGAGUGCAAUGACCGGGGCCGCCCCGAGCUGAUUGGGUGGCAGUGUCUGUAGCACAGUCAUGUUUAUAUCUAAUGAUCAUGAAUAAAAUCCCAUUGGCAG